AUGUUCGGCAAACAUAAAACUAUUGAAUUCGUCAACGAAGAAAAACUCUUCGCCAAUGGGCCAAGCAUGGUGCAAGUGACAGACUUUCUGAGAAGAGUAACAUACCUCCCGAUUGAAAAGUGCAAGACAUUUCUCGGACUCAAGCAAAGCAUCAAGCAAUACAGCCUAAUAGACGCCGACUUCGCGAUAGGAGAUUGUAUACUUCACUCCGGACAUAACACGGAAGAGCUAGAUGAUCGGCAAUGGCCAGGUCUUCUACGAGCUGCAAGGUCGGUUUUCGUCUAUGUUCGCCUCAGCCGCAAACAGGCCGAUUUACCACCUCCUCCUUUGAAUGUGGAAGCACCGGCUCCAACUCGUUUGAUUGAAUAUGCUGGGCUUAGCUCGGAUGAGAGCAAGGACGAUCGCGAUAGAAUGACCGUGGCGGUGGCACAAGUAGGACGUGGAGGGACAGUUCCCAUAGCUGCCGGCCAUGACACCGACCUAGCCAGAAAUGUCGAAGAGACAAAAGAGCGCCUCCAGAGUCAAGGCUACGUAGUGAACAAUGUAAAGUCACUGGAGCGCAAUAUUGAGAAGCCAAGAGUCUUCUUGCGUCCUAGCAAAGCCGAGUCUUCUAGACUAGAAUACAGCGAAGCUACUGCAUUACGCGCCGCUGCACGGAAGCACUCCUAA
This is a messenger RNA of Mytilinidion resinicola, 669 nucleotides long. RefSeq lists its product as uncharacterized. The transcript is spliced from 3 exons. Bases 1 to 669 code for a protein of 222 amino acids. The record is from RefSeq and is a predicted model, not a curated record. Lineage: Eukaryota; Fungi; Ascomycota; Dothideomycetes; Mytilinidiales; Mytilinidiaceae.